AUGUCCUUGCGGAGCUUCAGCACUUCCACGGCAGCUCUUGCGGCCAAGAAGGCCUCGACUAUGACCAAGUACUUUGGCCGUCCCAGCAACAAUCUCCUGCUGGGCCUUGUGGGAUUGGCCAAUGUCGGGAAGAGCACUUUCUUCCAGGCCAUCACCAAGUCAACACUCGGAAACCCAGCCAACUAUCCAUUCGCUACUAUCGAGCCGGAAAAGUCGUUGAUCGUGGUGGAACUGCCCAAACUUGACCACUACGCCCAGUUGUUUGGCUCCGAAAAGAAGUUACCCAGCACCUUGACUAUCUACGACAUUGCAGGGUUGACCCGAAAUGCCAGCAGCGGAGAGGGCAUGGGAAACAAGUUUUUGGCAGAUAUCCGUCAGGUGGAUGGGUUGUUCCAGAUGGUUAGGGGGUUCCGCAAUGACGAGAUCAUCCACAUCGAGAACGACGUCAAUCCCGUCAGAGACAUGGAGGUGGUUAACGACGAGUUGAUCUUGAAGGACUUGGAGUACGUGGAAACAGGCCUCGAGCUUGCGACAAAAAGCUUGAAAAAGCCCAAUGUCAACCGUGCAGUGGUGGACUUCGAGUUGGCCACGCUCAACCGGGUCCUGGACACCUUGUACGAGGGCAAGAAGGUGAUUUCCGAGACGUGGUCCGAGGAGGAGAUCGAGUUAAUCAACAGCUACAAUUUGUUAACAGCCAAGCCUACGGUGUACUUGCUCAACGUCAGCGAGUCCGAUUAUUUGCAGGGCCAAAACGAAUUUUUGGAGCAAGUUCAGGCGUGGAUGGGCCAGCACUGCAAGGAUGACAAGUUGGUGAUGGUCAGUGUGGAGCUCGAGAGUAAAUUACAGGAGCUGGGUGAUGCUGAGCGUGCCAGUGCCAUUCCCACCAUUGUGGAUGAAAUGCGGAGUGCGUUGCAUCUCGUUUCGUUUUACACCUGUGGCCCCAAAGAAGCACGUCAAUGGACGGUUCGUGAGGGCACUACUGCCCCAGAGGGUGCUGGCGUGAUCCACACCGACCUCCAGAAGACAUUUAUCUCUGCACAGGUGUACAAGUGGCAGGACUUGGAGAGAGAGAAAGCUCCGUUGAACGAAGCAGGCUUGAAGGCUGCAGGCAAGCAGCACAGGUGCGGCAAGAAGUACGAAUUGGAGGACGGAGACGUGAUGGUGGUGAAAGCAGCAGGGGGGCGUACACGGUAA
Molecule: messenger RNA, 1194 nt
Organism: Suhomyces tanzawaensis NRRL Y-17324
Lineage: Eukaryota; Fungi; Ascomycota; Pichiomycetes; Serinales; Debaryomycetaceae
Exons: 1
Coding region: 1-1194 (397 amino acids)
Cellular component (GO): cytoplasm
Molecular function (GO): GTP binding; ATP binding; ATP hydrolysis activity
Source: RefSeq, a predicted model, not a curated record